Paecilomyces variotii is the source of this 3969-nucleotide messenger RNA. RefSeq lists its product as hypothetical. The record is from RefSeq and is a predicted model, not a curated record. The coding region runs from base 1 to 3969 and encodes 1322 amino acids. The transcript has 4 exons. NCBI's taxonomy places the organism in Eukaryota, Fungi, Ascomycota, Eurotiomycetes, Eurotiales, Thermoascaceae. Gene Ontology annotation, molecular function: hydrolase activity; DNA binding. Gene Ontology annotation, biological process: regulation of DNA-templated transcription.
AUGCCGUCCCGACGACCAAUUUACUUCAAUCCCGCAGCGGCACAUGAGCGCUACAGUGCUGCACGAAGCGACAGUCCGAGGCAAUUUCAUCGAUCGCUUCCUAACUAUGCGCCUACAUCGCUCGUAUCGCUCCCUGGUCUCGCGACAGAACUAGGUGUCCGCGCUGUCUACGUCAAAGAUGAAAGUAAUCGAUUUACCUUGCCAUCCUUCAAAGUUCUGGGUGCAUCAUGGGGAUGCUUUCGUGCUGUCACGUCGUAUCUGGGAUUGUCAUCGACAGUUGACUUGAAUGAAGUCGCGAAGCAAGCUAAAGACAGCGCUAUUACUCUCGUGGCAGCAACGGAGGGAAACCAUGGGCGUGCUGUCGCGUACAUGGCGCAAUUGUUGGGCAUUAUUAGUAUUAUUUUCGUCCCGGAUCAUAUGGACGAAAAAACACGUUCUCUUAUUGCUGCGCAGGGCGCUCAAGUCGUCGUCGUGCAAGGAGAUUAUGAUAGAGCCGUGCAAGAGGCAUCAAGCCACACACAGAAUACCAGCGGUGCAUUGUUAAUUCAGGACACAGCAUUUGAGGGGUACGAGGAUGUCCCUGCAUGGAUUGUUGAGGGAUAUUCGACCAUGAUGGUUGAAAUUGAAGAACAGCUGGGAGAGCUCGGGCUGCGUAGCAGUGUGGUGGUUACUCCUGUGGGUGUUGGUAGCUUAGCACAUGCUGUGUCGAGAUACUGCAAGGCCCAAAACCCACCUGUUUCGGUUGUCACUGUCGAGCCUGACUCUGCACCAUGUCUGAUAUCGAGUCUAGAUGCCGGAAAACAGGUGACAUUACAGACAUCCUCAACAAUUAUGGAUGGUAUGAACUGCGGGACUGUUUCAUCUAUUGCAUGGCCAUACUUGCAGCGCUUCGUUGACGCUUCUGUUACUGUAUCAUGCUACGAGAGCCAUUCCGCGGUGCAGUAUCUUUCUUCACGAUCGGUUCCUGCUGGUCCCUGUGGGGGCGCGUCAUUGGCUGCGUUGCGGCAUCUUGCUGCAUCGGGUGAAGCUACGUCGCUUCUGAACGAAGGCUCGGUUGUGGUUCUUCUCAGCACUGAGGGUAAAAGGGACUAUCCGGCCGUACGCGACGUAUCUGUGGAUGAUGCUGUGAGCUUGACUCAAGUUCUCACACAGAUAAACUCUUCGAACCCUACAUUGUCCUUGGCGGACGGAGUGGGUGAGAAUCAGAUUGUUGACUAUCUGGUUGCAUGGCUCCGCCAUCGUGAUAUUGAGUAUCACCGGGUUGAGACUGUCCCUGGUCGACCGUCAAUUAUAGGGAUCCUGCGCGGCGCUGGAGGAGGAAAAUCAUUGAUGUUCAACGGUCAUCUCGAUACAGUCAGCCUGUCCAGCUACGAAACGGAUCCUCUGUCAGGAUCUUUGGGAACCAAAAAUGGCAAACAGGUUGUGUUUGGGAGAGGUAGUCUUGAUAUGAAGGGUGGCUUGUCUGCAGCGCUCGCCGCCUUAGCCACUAUCAAGACUGGCGGAAGUACCCUUCGGGGCGACAUGAUUGUCGCUGCUGUUUCGGACGAAGAAGAUGCUUCCCAAGGAACAAGAGACAUCCUGGCAGCUGGUUGGCGUGCUGACGCGGCGGUCAUUCCAGAACCCACGAGGGGUGUCAUUGCAACCGCACAUAAAGGCUUUUUGUGGGUAGAGGUCGACAUCCUUGGAGUUGCUGCUCAUGGAUCGGAUCCUUCAAAAGGCGAGGAUGCUAUCCUCCAUACAGGAUGGUUUCUACGAGCUCUAGAAGAGUACCAGCGCCAAUUGCCUGUCGACGAUGUCUUGGGACAAGCAACACUGCAUUGCGCCCUGAUCAGAGGCGGCGAAGAGCCAUCUUCCUAUCCGGGACUAUGCACGCUCACGAUCGAAUUUCGUACAAUCCCGUCUCAAACCGAACAGUCUAUCUUGCACGACAUCACUGAAAUACUGAGAGGCAUCUCACAGGAGAAUGCUCGGUUUCGAUUCGCUGAACCUCGCAUCAAAUUAUCCCGUCCCCCACAGAAACUUGCUGCUAGUCAUCCUUUUACAGAACAGCUUGUGGCCUGCGCGUCCAGGGUUUUGGGAAGACGACCAGAGGUUCAAAGCGUUCCGUUUUGGUGCGAUGCAGCCUUACUCAGCGAAGCUGGGAUCCCAUCAAUUGUAUAUGGUCCUGUCGGUGAAGGCCUACACAGUAAAGAGGAAUGGGUUGAGGUGGAGAACCAACUGAUCCUUCGCCGGCUUUAUGAUCUUUAUGAUCUCAAAUUCUAUCAAAUUUCCACGGCUUUUUUCUGUAUCUUUGAUCGGGUGGUAAUGGAUCCGCCAUUUCCCUUCGACCCUCCUCAUCUGGAGGAUUCAGUUGAUCCUAACAUUUUAUACAAUUUCGAUCAGUACUAUUCAGAUAGUACUGAUCAGAACGGAGUGGUUCUACCCCAAACAGAACAAAGUCAGGGACCUUUCCAGCCCUUACCAUUGGUAAGUGACGCUCCUCCCAUGCCUUCAGUCGGGACUUCUCCGUUACCUCUAUCCCAGGAGAGUCUGGUAAAUGUAUCUCAAUGGCUAGAGGGCUCGUAUCAUCCUCCUGUGCCCUGUGCCCACUGCCGCAAGUAUCGAUUGCAAUGUCUCAUUAUUCGGACCACAGAGGCCAAUCCAAACCCAACCAUGGCCUGCUCCAGCUGUGUAGCCCUCUUCCGGGAGUGCAGUUUAGCACGAGGCGAGAAACGCCACCCAUCACAAUUUGAGACUCAGUUUCCAGUAUUAGGCCAUCUCCAUGGCUUGCCGGAAGUCGAAGAUGGAAAUAACACGCCAGAGCUUCCGUUCGACAAUGUCAAUAAUAAGGCGCGCAAAGACUCUAAACAUUUUGUGAGAAAAGGUGCCCGAAUUCUCAGGGAAUGGUUCUAUCAACACCAGGAAUAUCCGUAUCCCACGGAAGAGCAAAAAUCGCACCUGUCACAAGAGACCGGUUUUUCACAGAGAAGAAUUUCGACUUGGUUUGCCAAUGCACGGCGGCGCCAGAAACAACAGCUCCGUUCAUCAACGCUUCCAUCAGUCUCUCGUUUCCGUUCGGGGUCACCCAUGAUUACCAGUACAUUAUCGACGAUGACUCCUCUGGAUCGUUGGCGAGCGUCACCUCCAGAAGAUGAACCUGUCUCUCAAUCUGUUAUUCAGAAUGCCAUUGCCUCGGCUGCAAUGGAGACUGACGCCCCUUCUGAUAUUCUCCCGAUGGAUGGAUCUAUGGAGGAUCUGUUCGAUUUUGAUGAAGCCUCGUCACAUCUAGCUUCUUCCGCCUCAAGCUUCGAAAGCAGAGCAUCGGAAACAUCCGAUAGCGUUUCUUCAGCAUACCACUCCGCAGGAGACGGAGAGUUGCCGUUUCCGCUGCUUCCCAAAAGGACACGGCCACGGCAAAGACGGCCCAGACAGGUUCCUGCAGGAGACGACGGUCGAUAUCAAUGCACGUUCUGCACACGAACAUUCAAGAAGAAACAUGAUUGGUCUCGGCAUGAAAAGAGCGUCCACCUUCCACUCGAUUCGUGGAUCUGCGCACUGGAUCUCAGCCAUAUUCAACAGCUUACGGAAUCUGAACCACGCGAAUGCCCUUUCUGCGAGAUCCCAUUCCCUCCUCCUACCCACUGGGAAGAACAUGAUUUCCAUACCUGUGCUGCAAAGCCAGUAGCCGAGCGAUCGUUCAGUCGAAGAGACCACCUGUGGCAACAUCUCCGCAAAUUCCAUGGAUGCACGAAAAGCCCCGUUCCUGAUCUGGAUGCCUGGCGCGGCACGGGCGCGGAUAUCCAGAGCCGCUGUGGGUUUUGCAAGUGCACGUUGCCCACAUGGAGUUCGCGCGUAGACCAUUUAGCGGAGCAUUUCAAAGAUGGAUCUCGUAUGCCUCAGUGGGAAGGAGACUGGGGUCUAGAUCCGAUUGCAUCAAGCAUGUUGCGAAAUGCAGUUCUGCCGUCCCAACGGUCCUUGACGAGCUCAUAA